Molecule: messenger RNA, 1586 nt
Organism: Acomys russatus (golden spiny mouse)
Lineage: Eukaryota; Metazoa; Chordata; Mammalia; Rodentia; Muridae
Gene: Tmem263
Product: transmembrane protein 263
Exons: 3
Coding region: 187-534 (115 amino acids)
Source: RefSeq, a predicted model, not a curated record
CGCAGCUGCCGCCGCCGCCGCCUCGGACCGAGAGAGUCUUCCUGACUCCGGAGCCUGAGGAGAGAAGCAUCUGGAUCGCCUAGCCGCCCCGGGGCCGCGUCACGGCCUCUGCUGUCCCUCUCCGUGCCACCGUUCCAACCUCCGCCCGGACGCCGCAGCCCGUGGCCCCACCACCCCGCGGUGAUCAUGAAUCAGGCAGAUAAAAAUCAAGAAAUUCCAUCUUACCUUAGUGAUGAGCCACCAGAAGGGUCAAUGAAAGAUCACCCACAGCAGCAGCCGGGCAUGUUGUCUCGUGUGACUGGAGGAAUCUUCAGUGUUACAAAGGGAGCUGUUGGCGCCACCAUUGGUGGUGUGGCUUGGAUUGGUGGAAAGAGUCUGGAAGUGACCAAAACAGCUGUUACAACUGUGCCUUCCAUGGGAAUAGGGCUGGUGAAAGGAGGCGUGUCUGCUGUGGCCGGAGGUGUGACAGCUGUUGGGUCUGCUGUUGUAAACAAAGUGCCCUUAUCAGGAAAGAAGAAAGACAAGUCCGAUUAAGAGACAGGUACACUUGCUCUCCACAGCAUAUGAUGCCAGUGGCAUUGAACUGCUCAAUUACAGACUACAACCAGGUCAACCGCUAAGCUGUGUUGAAAGUAUUGGUGACUGGCUGCAUCUAAAACAAGAAGAGACCAAUACUAUCACAGUGUAUGAAGGCUUCUCAUCCUUAAGUUCAGCUUUUUAUCUUGUAAACUGUUACACUUGCUCAGUUGUAACUCAAGAUAUAGUAUGUUGAAAUAUUUGCUCUAAGUCUUUCAGUUUGACUAAAAAUGUGAAAGUUCCACUUAGUAGAUGAUUUUACAGUUCCAUGUUGUGUACAGUGUGCCAGGUAACUCAUAGGACCCUUACAAAGGGACUCUUGAACCACAUAAACUGUACCUUUGAUGUGCCUAAUAGUUUCAGAUGUCUUAGUUUUUUAUACCUAUAGUGGUUUAGGCCAAGAGGCAUUCUUAUUUAAGCUCACAGAAAAGUAGGAGGAAUUGAGAAGUUUAGAAGAUAAAUGGUUUUAUGAUACUGUUAAUUGUUUUUUGUUAGAUAAGUAUUCUAUUUGUUUAAUCAUUGAUGCCUUACAAAAGAAAACAUCUUUUCUAAUACCUUAAAUAUGUGCAGUUCUUACAAUUAUCAGUGGAUUCUUUUAAAGGUUGUAAAGCUAGUUUUCACUCUUAAAAAUCUCAGGAGUAUUGAGGUGAAGGCAUUGCCUGGUGUCAGUGGGUGAGACAGUGCUUGGUCCCUGUUGUGAGCGGACAUGGAACGUGGGUUUAGCACUGGGGCUCAUGGUCCCAUCAUCAAUACACCCCACAGUGCCUAGGGAACAUUUCUUAGCUGAUCAAAAGCUGUGUGGGAAGUUUCAUAUUGAGAAAGAACAAAUAAUUAAUUUUUAAGUUCUUAUAAUUAUCUGAAGCUUAUUCUGUCUUUAGGAUGUCCUAAAUAAAUUAUCAGUAGUAAUUCCUUUAAACAUACAAUAAAAGCAACUAUUAAAUAUAUGAGGAUUGACUCUUCAAAUGAAUGAGAUGGGCUCCAUACAUUGGCUUUGAAUAAAAAAACCAAAA